AUGUCACCACCUUCAAUUAUUUCAGAAUCAAAAACUCUUGGUGAAUCUUUUGCUGAAAUUGAAUCGAACGCAUGGUAUACUAAAAUUGAAGAUAUUAAACCAAGUAUUCAACAUUUACAUACUUCAUUUCAUAAAGAUCAAAAAAGUCAUGAUUUACAAUUUAGAUUGAAUCAAUUGAGGAAUUUAUAUUUUGCUAUAAAAGAUAAUGAAGAUGCUAUAUGUGAUGCUUUAGAAUUAGAUUUUGGUAGAAAUUCAAGUGAAACUCGUAAUUUAGAAUUACUUGGUGGUUUAAAUGAAUUAGUUCAUACAAUGGCAAGUUUAAAUGAAUGGGUUAAACCAGAACCAAUUAGUGAUUUACCAUUAAAUUUAAAAACUAAUCCUGUUUAUGUUGAAAGAAUUCCAUUGGGUGUUGUUUUAAUUAUUUCACCUUUUAAUUAUCCAUUCUUUUUAUCAUUUUCAGCUGUUGUCGGUGCUAUUGCUGGUGGUAAUGCUGUUGUUUUAAAACAGUCUGAAUCGACACCUCGUUUUUCACGAUUAUUUUCUGAAAUUUUAACUGAAGCUUUAGAUAAGGAUAUUUUUGUAGCUAUUAAUGGUGCUAUUCCUGAAACUACUGAAUUAUUGGAUCAAAAAUUUGAUAAAAUUAUGUACACUGGUAAUAAUUUUGUUGGUACAAUUAUUGCUAAAAAAGCAGCUGAAACAUUAACUCCAACAAUUUUAGAAUUAGGUGGUAAAUCGCCUGCAUUCAUUCUUGAUGAUGUAUUAGAUAAAGAUUUAGAAACUAUAGCAAGAAGAAUUGCAUGGGGUAGAUUUACAAAUGCUGGUCAAACUUGUGUUGCUGUUGAUUAUGUUUUAGUUCCUGAAUCAAAACAUGAUAAAUUUAUAAUUGCAUUGACUAAAGUAUUACAAGAUGAAUUUUAUCCUGGUUUAACUAAAGAUUCAAAAGAUUUUACAAAGAUAAUUCAUGAAAGAGCUUUCAAAAAUUUGGAAAAAAUUAUAAACACAACUAAGGGUAAAAUCAUAUAUGGAGGUGAAGGUUUAGAUUUUAAUUCAAGAUUUAUACCACCUACAGUUAUUGAUCAAGUAUCAUGGGAUGAUUCAUCAAUGAAGGGUGAAAUUUUUGGUCCAAUUUUACCAAUUUUAACUUAUGAUAACUUAUCUAAAUCUGUUGAAGAAGUUGUUUCAUUACAUGAUACUCCAUUAGCUGAAUAUAUUUUUACUUCUGGUUCAACAAAUAGAAAAUAUAAUAAACAAUUGGAUAUUAUAUUAAAAGGUGUUAGGUCAGGUGCAGUUAUUAUUAAUGAUGUUUUAUUACAUGUUGCUUUAAUUAAUGCUCCAUUUGGUGGUGUUGGUCAAAGUGGUUAUGGUGCAUAUCAUGGUAAAUAUUCAUUUAGACAUUUUACUCAUGAAAGAACAACUAUUGAACAAAAAUUAUAUAAUGAAUUUAUGUUAAAAUCAAGAUAUCCACCAUAUUCAGGUAAGAAAGAUGAUUUAAUUAAAACUUCACAACAAAAUUAUAACGGUCAAGUUUGGUUUAAUAGAGAUGAUGAUGUUCCAAUUGGUGGUCCAAGUUAUUUAUUUAGUGGGUGGACUACAUUUACUGGUAUUUUGAAUUUGAUUUGGAAAUUUGCCAACAAGUGA
Insectozyma verbasci is the source of this 1638-nucleotide messenger RNA. The record is from the annotation of a GenBank genome assembly. NCBI's taxonomy places the organism in Eukaryota, Fungi, Ascomycota, Pichiomycetes, Serinales, Debaryomycetaceae.